AUGCUGAAAGAGCUCGGGCCUGAACAUGUUAAUGUUGCAGCGUCUUACCAGGCUUUGGGUUUUGUAUACCGUGAGCUGGAAGACCUUGAUCAGGCAAAAUAUUAUCACGCUCGUGCACUGGAUAUUAUGCUGAAAGAGCUCGGACCUGAACAUGUUAAUGUUGCAGCGUGUUACAAUGAUCUGGGUCUUGUACAUCGUCAUCUGGGAGACCUUAAGCAGGCAAAAGAUUACCACGAGCGUGCACUGGCUAUUAUGCUGAAAGAGCUCAGACCUGAACAUGUUGAUGUCGCAGCGUGUUAUAAUGAUCUGGGUCUUGUAUACCGUGAGCUGGGAGACCUUGAUCAGGCAAAAGAUUAUCACGCUCGUGCACUGAAUAUUAUGCUGAAAGAGCUCGGGCCUCAACAUGUUAAUGUUGUAGCGUCUUUCCAGGUUUUGGGUCUUGUAUACCGUGAGCUGGGAGACCUUGAUCAGGCAAAAGAUUGUCACGCUCAUGCACUGAAUAUUAUGCUGAAAGAGCUCGGGCCUCAACAUGUUAAUGUUGCAGCGUCUUUCCAGGCUUUGGGUCUUGUAUACCGUGAGCUGGGAGACCUUGAUCUGGCAAAAGAUUGUCACGCUCGUGCACUGAAUAUUAUGCUGAAAGAGCUCGGACCUGAACAUGUUAAUGUUGCAGCGUGUUACAAUGAUCUUGGUCUUGUAUUGCGUCAUCUGGGAGACCUUUAUCAGGCAAAAGAUUACCACGAUCGUGCACUGGAUAUUAUGCUGAAAGAGCUCGGACCUGACCAUGUUAAUGUUGCAGCGUCUUACCAGGCUUUGGGUCAUGUACACAAUGAGUUGGGAGACCUUAAACAGGCAAAAGAUUAUUACGAUCGUGCACUGGCUAUUAAGCUGAAAAAGUUCGGACCUGACCAUGGUAAUGUUGCAGCGUCUUACAAUGAUCUGGGUUUUGUACUCCGUCAGCUGGGAGACCUUAAGCAGGCAAAAGAUUACCACGAUCGUGCACUGUCUAUUAUGCUGAAAGAACUCGGACCUGACCAUGUUAAUGUUGCAGCGUCUUGCCAGGCUUUGGGUCUUGUACACCGUCAGCUGGGAGACCUUAAUCAGGCAAAAGCUUAUCACGCUCGUGCAAAGGAUAUUAUGCUGAAAGAGCUCGGACCUGACCAUGUUAAUGUUGCAACGUGUUACAGUGAUCUGGGUCUCGUAUACCGUGAGCUGGGAGACCUUAAACAGGCAAAAUAUUAUAACGAUCGUGCACUGGCUAUUAAGCUGAAAAAUUUCGGACCUGACCAUUUUCAUGUUGCAGCGUCUUACAAUGAUCACGAAAGUAAAAGUGAAAACUGUCAGAACGUUACAUAA
Molecule: messenger RNA, 1353 nt
Organism: Pocillopora damicornis (cauliflower coral)
Lineage: Eukaryota; Metazoa; Cnidaria; Anthozoa; Scleractinia; Pocilloporidae
Product: nephrocystin-3-like
Source: RefSeq, a predicted model, not a curated record